AUGAUUUUGCUGUGCAUCCUCAUCCUUCUGGCUCUCUGCAGGCCUGCAUAUGGCACCUGUGGGCAGACCUGUGGGCUCCGGCCCAUGAUCGCUCCCCUGGGCUCAACGCGCGUUGUGGGCGGCACAGACGUCAUGCCGGGGAUGGGGGCCUGGGCGGGCAUUGCCAGCGUCCGCUGCUACUGGAACCCGCCGGUGUCUGUGCACGUCUGCGGAGGGACCCUCGUCGGCGCUCAGUGGCUCCUGACGGCUGCACACUGCUUUAUCAACCGCACCAACCCUCUCAGCGAGUGGGCCAUCGUGCUUGGGGCCACCUCCUUGGGCCAGUCAGGCCCUGACGUGGAAGUGCGCCGGAUUAAGCGUCUGAUCCUUCAUGAAAAAUACACUCCUGAACUUGAGUAUCACGACAUCGCCUUGCUGGAAUUGGACCGUCCAGUCCAGUGCAGGUCUUCCAUCCAGACUGCCUGCCUGCCUGGUCCUUCGGUGACGCUGUCGGACCUGACAAACUGCUACGUUGCUGGCUGGGGUGACAGAAUUGUCAAAUCAUCAGGGAGAGAUGUCCUGCAGCAGGCCAAGGUCCAAGUCGUGGAUAACCAGCUCUGCAACAGCAGCGAGUGGCUGCAGGGAUACAUCCACGACUUCCAAGUGUGUGCUGGGCAAGGAGGUGUUGGCACCUGCCAGGGUGACAGCGGGGGACCUCUUGUCUGCCGAGAUAGGCGUGGUGGCUUCUUCUGGCAAAUUGGCGUGACCAGCUGGGGAGUCGGCUGCGCCAGACCUAAACGGCCUGCAGUCUCCAGCUCCACUCAGUACUACUACAACUGGAUCUGGAGCACGAUGGGAAGAAAGCCAGCACCAGCAGCUACUCCAGCGCCAGCACCACUGCCAACCUACACCGCAGCCCCCCCGCAGACAGUAACUCCAAGACCAACACAGCCCUGUCCAUUUCCACAUGAAAAGCUGCAGCAAUUCUUUGAUCUGCUGAAGGAUAUCUUGCGGUACCUAAAGGAAAAAAUGUUUUGAACUGCAGAAUGGACCACCUGCAGUUCACACUAUAAUGGGCUACAACCCUUUCCUUCUGUGUUACAUUAAUUUGAAUUUCAUUAAGCUGAAUUAAAGUUUAAAUU
Molecule: messenger RNA, 1121 nt
Organism: Lonchura striata (white-rumped munia)
Lineage: Eukaryota; Metazoa; Chordata; Aves; Passeriformes; Estrildidae
Source: RefSeq, a predicted model, not a curated record